AUGGCACACACUUCCAGAGUCAGAGUCUCUUCUGUUGUUUUGGUAGCUUCCCUAGCCCUUCACUUGUUUUUCCCAGAAUGUUUUUCUUCUUCUGUGCUCAUUGCAAGAGCAUCAGCUUCAGAAUCAGAUGUUGAUCUUUUAGAAUUUCCUCUAAACUUAGAAUACUUGGAGGCAGAGUUCUUCUUGUUUGGAGCUUUGGGUUAUGGGUUGGAUAUGAUUGCUCCAAAAUUGGCUGGGGGAGGAGACCCUCCCAUUGGUGCCAAAUUUGCCAAACUUGACAACCUUGUUAGGGAUGUCAUCAUACAGUUUGGUUUGCAGGAAGUUGGACACUUGAGGGCCAUAAAGAGCACAGUGAAAGGAUUCCCUAGGCCUCUGCUGAAUCUAAGCUCUUCAGCUUUUGCCGAAGUAAUGGAUGCUGCUUUUGGGAGAACUCUGAAUCCACCCUUCGAUCCCUAUGCUAAUUCAAUCAACUUUCUUCUUGCAUCUUAUGUGAUUCCCUAUGUUGGCCUCACUGGCUAUGUUGGUACCAAUCCACUGCUGCAUAAUUCUUCUUCCAGGAAGCUAGAACUGCUUUCUGGAAAAACUGUUAUAUCACGAAAUGAAUUACUUCUUUCGAGUCCAUCUUUACUCUUCAUGCUACACAAUGACAAUGUGCACAUGUUGCAUUUGCAUGAACAGCUUGUAGCAGGGCUUCUGGCAGUAGAGUCAGGACAAGAUGCAGUUAUUAGAGCAUUGUUGUAUGAACGCAAAGCGCAAUUGGUACAACCCUAUGGAGUGACUGUGGGAGAGUUCACAGAUCGCAUUUCAAACCUUAGGAACAAGCUAGGAAAAGCUGGUUUGAAAGACGAGGGUCUUGUGGUACCUAGAAAGGAUGGUGCUGAAGGGGAAGUUAGUGGGAACAUUCUGGCUGGUGACAAAGACUCACUGGCAUAUUCAAGGACCCCAAAGGAAAUAUUGAGGAUAGUAUAUGGAACAGGGGAUGAACAUGUCCCUGGUGGCUUCUACCCUAAAGGGGCAAGGGGUCGCAUAGCAACCUCCUACUUGAAGCAGAGCAUCUAA
Messenger RNA from Sphenostylis stenocarpa, 1059 nucleotides. NCBI's taxonomy places the organism in Eukaryota, Viridiplantae, Streptophyta, Magnoliopsida, Fabales, Fabaceae. The record is from the annotation of a GenBank genome assembly.